CGAAUAAUGGCACCUCGAGACGCGGAUGCAUUACCGGACGCGAUGCCCAUUCCACGACCGGUCGUGACGGAUUUUGGCGAUGCGCUGAACUUGACCGCCGCCGCGUCGCCUUUCUCGCAUGGACUGAAUGGCGUGGAUCAGUACAUGAAUUAUUUGUUUGCGAAUGCUAUUGUCGGGUCAUUUCUGGCUCUUCUUGGAUUAACACUAAUAUACCGAUGGAUCAAGAUGGGAAAUGCGCAUAUGCGGCAUUUAUUCACGAUGAAUCGCGACUCUGACCAGAGAUAUUUCAUGCACAAUCAUGGAGAUUUCUGGCCGAAGGUGAAGAGGUCCAUUCUAUAUGCGCCGCUGUGGAAGAAUCGCCACAACAAGGAGAUUCAGAUUACGCAGGCCGUCACCAUCGGCACGUUGCCAUCUCGAUUUCAUACAGUGCUUUUGCUGGCGUAUGUUCUCAGUAAUAUCGCAUACUGCCUCGCUCUGGACUGGACGAAGCCGGAUUACGAAGUUGUUGCAGAGCUGCGCGGACGAACUGGAGUACUGGCUGCACUAAACCUCAUCCCGACGGUCCUCUUCGCACUGAGGAACAACCCAUUAAUACCGAUCCUCAAGGUUUCCUACGACACAUUUAAUCUCCUCCAUCGAUGGUGUGCCAGGAUCAUGGUGUUCGAGAGCAUCAUCCACACCAUCAUGUGGGCAGUGAACGCAGUCAAGGCGGGAGGGUACGAUCAGAUCUCCAUCUCGCUGUCCACCAGCAUGAGCUACACCUGGGGAAUGGUCGGAACAGGACUGUUCACUUUCAUGGCAUUGUCGGCGUUUGGACCGUUGAGACAUGCUGCGUACGAGACGUUCAUCAACUCGCAUCGACUGAUGGUGUUGGUUUCGAUCAUUGCGGUGUACCUCCACCUGGAUCUGGCGAAUCUGCCGAUGCUGCCGUAUGUGCAGUUGAGUUUGGCAUUCUGGGCUGCGGAGGUGGUGUGGAGAAUAGGCAGGAUUCUCUACCACAAUGCGAGCCGUAAGCGAGGAUUGACCAAAGUGACGGUGGAAUGGCUACCGAAUGACGCCUGUCGGGUGACAUUCGAGUUGUCAAGACCGUGGAAGUGGAGGCCUGGAUGUCAUGUGCACGCGUAUAUUCCUACGCUAGCAUUGUGGUCCAGCCAUCCCUUCUCCAUCGCUUGGGCGGAGAACCGCUCCCAAGGAGCCCCGAUGGAGAUUGAGAUGGAGAAGUUUGACAAGAUGCCCGCAUCCUCAACAGGCAUCUUCGACCCGGCCGCCGCGCAACGAAACAGCCACUUUGGCGCACGAUCGUCCUCACCCACCUCCUCCAUCCACAAACUCCCAAAACUCGCACCCACCACCACUCUCACCCAAACGACAUCUCACGCCUCCUCAAAUCACGACCACCCCACCCCCGACCUCACCCUCCCCCGCGACGCAAACGUCACCUCCCUCUCCCUCGUGAUCCGCGCUCGCACCGGCAUGACCCGCCACAUGUACAACCGCGUGGCCGCAAGUCCAACCCGCUCCUUCACAACCUGGGGCGCCAUCGAGGGCCCUUACGGCGGGCAUGAAUCCCUCUCCUCCUACGGCACCGUCAUCCUCUUCGCCGGCGGCGUGGGAAUCACGCAUUGCAUCGGCUACAUCCGGCACCUGCUCCUGCAAUACCAAGCCGGCACGACAUCCACACGGAAAAUCCUUCUCGUAUGGUCCGUCCCCACGACGGAAUCUCUCGAAUGGGUGCGCGCAUGGAUGGACACGAUUUUACGCAUGGAAUGUCGGAGAGAAGUCCUCCGCAUCCAACUCUUCGUCACAAAACCACGGCAUCGAGGAGAGGUUGUCAGCUCGACGGGAAGCGUGCAGAUGUUUCCCGGACGAUGUAAUCCCACGACGAUUUUGAAGAGGGAGGUUCCCGAGCGGAUUGGAGCGAUGGGCGUCACGGUUUGUGGACCGGGAGCGUUUGCGGAUAAUGUGAGGGCGGCGUGUCGGAGUGUGGUGAGGGAAGUCCAAUUGGACUUUGUGGAGGAGGCGUACACGUAUUGA
Molecule: messenger RNA, 2034 nt
Organism: Zymoseptoria tritici IPO323
Lineage: Eukaryota; Fungi; Ascomycota; Dothideomycetes; Mycosphaerellales; Mycosphaerellaceae
Product: putative FRE ferric reductase-like transmembrane component
Exons: 2
Coding region: 7-2034 (675 amino acids)
Biological process (GO): copper ion import; iron ion transport; intracellular iron ion homeostasis
Cellular component (GO): plasma membrane
Molecular function (GO): ferric-chelate reductase activity
Source: RefSeq, a predicted model, not a curated record